Closterium sp. Naga37s-1 is the source of this 1194-nucleotide messenger RNA. Lineage: Eukaryota; Viridiplantae; Streptophyta; Zygnematophyceae; Desmidiales; Closteriaceae. The record is from the annotation of a GenBank genome assembly.
AUGGUGCUCGGAACAUUGGUCUGGACUAAGGGGACUCCUGGGGAGACUCCCGGUGCUACUAAUAGCAAUAGUAGUGCGCUUAUUCUGCUGCGCAAUAACAUGCUUGGUGCCAAGUGCUUGGAUGGAAGCCCUCCAGGGUACUACUUCCGCCCCGGAACCGGUUCAGGGCGCCGCAAGUGGCACAUAUACCUACCGGGGGGCGGAUGGUGUGUCACGGUCGCGGAAUGUAUUGAGCGGGCAGGCACACACUUUGGGUCGACAAGAGGAUACCCUAAGCACCCCAGCGGCCCCGCGUGGUUUGGAGGUAUACUGAGCGCGAAUGAGACCGUGAACCCCAUCUUUCACAACUGGAACCUUGUGAGGCUCGUCUACUGUGACGGGGGGGGCUAUGCCGGCACGAGAGGGCGGAUCAAGCUCACGCGCAGCUUCUUUCAAUUGAACUCAACAGCCAUUUCUGCUAGAACAGUGAGGCUUGCCGCGGCAAAGAAUGCGAGCUUUGAUGCAGCCGGGUCAACAGAGUCAACUGAGUCAAGCAAGGCAACGUAUUCAACAGAGUCAAGCAAGUCAACGAAUUCAAGCAAGUCAACGAAUUCAAGCAAGUCAACAGAUUCAAGCAAGUCAACGGAUUCAAGCAAGUCAGCCAAGUCAAGGGAUUCAACUAAGUCAACGCAGACAACGGAGUCAAAACUCUCACUGCCUUCAGCCAUCUACCUGGACGGAUGGAACAUCAUUCAGGCUGUGCUGCAAGACCUCCAGCACCACCGUGGCUUUGGCACUGCCGCCCAGAUUUUGCUUUCGGGCAGCUCGGCUGGCGGGCAGGCAAUGGCAAACCUCUGUGACUGGCUGGCAUCUUCUUUCCCGUCAGCAUCCACCCGAUGCCUCGUGGACUCAGGCUUCUUCCUGGACACGAGGGAUCGCUUUGCAAGGCGCACCUUCCGUGCUGUGGCGCAGAAAUUGACCUGGCUGCAUCGUCCCUUCAACCCUACCUGCUCCCAUGCCGCCAGGCGAUCCGAGCAAUGGAAAUGCUUCUUCCUACAGCACACCCUUCUCGACAUUUCCACGCCAAUCUUCCUCUUCCAAACCCCCUUCGACUACGCGGCAGCCAUGAUUGGUGGAGGAGGGUCAACUCGUCGUGUUCAAAGGGGGAACGCCAAGCCUUUUUCUGGGCAGCUUGGACUCUUUACGAUCAAGUAA